Messenger RNA from Closterium sp. Naga37s-1, 837 nucleotides. Lineage: Eukaryota; Viridiplantae; Streptophyta; Zygnematophyceae; Desmidiales; Closteriaceae. The record is from the annotation of a GenBank genome assembly.
AUGUGGGGCCCCGCGUUUCCCGCUAUUCUUGGAGGAGCCAUAAUUUACGUAGCUAAACGUCUCGCGCUUCCGAGAAAGGCGCCGAGCCUUGAAUGGGAGGGCGCUAGGAGGAAAGCACGGCAGCCGCAUAAGAGGGCUCCCUCGUUCUACGCGUCACAUGGGGUGACCUCGGCUGAGGAGUACAUAAUCAACACGCGGGGGGUGGUUCUCUUCACCAAGGAAUGGCUCCCCAGUGACGGGCGGUUCAGGGGAGUGGUGGUGGGCUGCCAUGGCUAUGGGGAGACCUGCACCUACAUAUUUGAAGACGUGGCGGUGAAGCUUGCAGGCGCAGGCUAUGCCCUGGUUGGCGUGGACUAUGAGGGCCAUGGGCUGUCAGGUGGCCGCCACGGGUACAUCCACAGCUUCUCGUGCCUUGUGGAUGACGUCGUUGAAGUUGCCCGCCGCGCUAAAGCAAAACCUAGGUUCGCCCAUCUGCCCUUCUUUGUCUAUGGCGAGUCCAUGGGAGGUGCUGUGGCCAUUCAAUUCAUCCGUCUCUCCUCUCUAUCCCUCUUGGUCUCGCCUAAGGUGUCCCUUCCUCAUAUCUCUCUUUCCACCCCUUACCCUUCUUCCGUUCUUACCCAUUGCUCCCCCCUCUUCCCCCGCCCACCACCCCACUCACCCUCCCAGAUGUCCAAGGAGCUCACCCUCCCUGGAAUAAUGAUCUUCAUUUUCACCUGUCUCGCACGCAUCUUACCUACCUGGAAGCUCCUGCCAAUCAGUGCCAACCCCGGCAAUUCCUUUCAGGUGAAAACCGGACUUGUAUUAUUUCAGGUGAAACUGCUAAGGUGUUCCGAUUAG